Messenger RNA from Hemibagrus wyckioides, 5086 nucleotides. RefSeq names its product EF-hand calcium binding domain 6 (gene efcab6). NCBI's taxonomy places the organism in Eukaryota, Metazoa, Chordata, Actinopteri, Siluriformes, Bagridae. Bases 123 to 4571 code for a protein of 1482 amino acids. The transcript is spliced from 31 exons. The record is from RefSeq and is a predicted model, not a curated record. Gene Ontology annotation, molecular function: calcium ion binding. Gene Ontology annotation, cellular component: nucleoplasm.
CAGCGUCGCUACGCGGACUAACACACAGAGCUGGAGCUGUAAAGUUUGUUUAAUUAACACUAAUUAGGAGCUGAAGAGCAGAAUUCAGCAGAGGUUCUCAGGCACUGAGACUCCAAGCAGUAAUGACCUCAGCCGUACCCUCUAGCCCGGGUCUGGAGGACCUGAGGCCCAUGUCACAGGGAAUCACCAUCAUCCCCAGGAGCAGGAGCGUGUCUCGUUCAUCCAGCCAAGAAACUCAGAGGAGGAAUAACCUUCAGUGUGACUCCGCCUCCUCUGUGCAGUCGGUUGCUGAUGAGAGUCUUUCUUCACUGGACAUUGAGAGGAUGCUCUUACAGAAAGUGAAAGACAGAAAAGAUGACUUGAAAGCAGCUUUCCGUGCUUUUGAUGUGGAGAGCAGUGGCAGCGUCACUAAAGGGGAGUUUCUCCGAGUUAUCGAGGGCUUCCUGCUCCCCCUCACUCGGUCUCAGUUUGAUGGCCUGUUUGCAAAGGUCCCAAAGAGACAGAAUGGAACUAUACCCUACAUGGAAUUCCUAAAACAAUACUGCAAGGUCUCAUCGUCACCAAUCAGGAGCGUGUCAUGCUACAGAACUGCAUCAGGGAGCAGAGGUCAGCGAGGUUGGCCGCUCGGAGAACUGCAGUGCCGCUUGAAAGACAAGAUUGGAGGCAAUGUGAAAAACAUUACCAGGGCUUUUCGGCUGUUUGAUUAUAACCGGGACGGACAAAUCCAGCGGCAUGAAAUGCGGAGAGUUCUGGAGAGUUACUGCUUUCCUCUGAGCCACCAGGAGUUCCACAGGCUGUGGUCACAUUACAGCCCAAAUAACUCACAGACGAUGUCCUACAAAGAGUUUCUUGAGAGGCUUGGUUUAGAUUGUGAGAACUAUGGGAAAAUUGCUCCAGACUCCACAAAACUCGCUUUGAACUGGGAUGCAGUUAACCGGACUAAAGCAAGACCCAAGAGCAGGACAUCAGCUUGGGAGACUUCCUCUGCGACCCAGUAUAGUUUAGAUGAAAUCCACGCCAUGGUUUUGAAGAAAAUGAGUGUAAAUUAUCCCGUUGUGGAGAAAGCACUUCAGGCAUUAGAUAUCACAGACAGUGGUAUUGUCUCCUAUGAUGACCUGAAGUCUGUCUUGAGCAGUUUCCUCUUUCCAGUCAACCACAGCUCAUUUUUGGGCCUCCUAAACAGAUUUGGAGUGAACCCUGCCGAGCCUGUACAGUGGAGGAAGUUUAUUGCUCUGUUCAGGGAAGAGGGGCAGAUGUUACCUGCUGUAAAAGCCGCAGGUCCGGCUGCCGCUAAGCUAUCCAGUAUUGAAGAAGUCUUGCCAAGGUUACGAGAACAGAUACUUGAGGUGUUUCCUCAUCUGAAGAGAGCCUUUCUGGUGUUUGAUGAGAACCGAACUGGGCUGGUCAGUCAGGGUGAUCUGCGGAGGCUACUGGAGAGUCUGACCUUCACUCUAACAGAUGAGCAGUUCAGAGGACUGACAGAUCUCCUCCAUGUGCCACACUCAGGAUCUAUCAGCUAUCAAGACGUCCUGGACUUUUUUCAGAAGAAAAGACCAGCAGAAGUGGUUCAGGAGAAGAUCAGUGAGUCUUCAGAGAAGCCAGAGGUUCAUACCCAGCCUAGCGCUCAGUCUCCUUCAGCCACGGCAGCCUGGACUGUAGUGGAAGCAGUUCUUAAGGAGCAGCUGUCUGAACAUCAUGCUUCACUGAUGUCAUCUCUGAGUGAGACAGACCCAACUCAGAGCUUCACUAUUCCUCCUGAAGACCUAAGGAAGCUCCUCCAGCAGUAUGGACUAGCACUGUCUGACACACACUUUAAGAAGCUCUGUGAACCUUAUAUGGAGUCUGGAGCAGUGAACUAUAAGCUGUUAUUGACGAGCCUUGGCAUGUCCAUGUGGAACGGCAAGACAAAGAGUGUAAACAAGGGUCUUGGCUUGAUUGAGAGAAGUGAUGUGGGGAGUGUUAAAAAGCAAGCUGUGGUGAACGUUGUUCUGAAGAAGCUCAGAGAAAGGUUGCAGAUGCGUGGACUCACACUUCAGCAGUGUCUGAUGGACACCAGUAGAAACUCUGCAUCAGUACUUCACCUGAGAGACUUCCAGAAGAUUCUGGAUGAUUGUAGAAUUUCCCUUCAAGCACCACAGUUUCAGGCUCUCAUCCAGUCUCUUGACUUCUUCCAUGGACCCGUCCCUUUUUCCGACUUUAUAGAGAAAUAUGAAGGUGUUUUAGCUAAAGAAAACAACGAAGAGCAUCAAACAAUCAUGAAUAAUAUUGAAGCCGUGAGUUUUAUGUCUGCAGAAGACUGUUUAAAUCAGCUUGAGGAACGCAUCAAAGAACAUCACAAGGAUGUUUUAACAGCGUUCCGACUGAUGGACAGAAACAGAGAUGGGCUGGUGAACUACAGUGACUUUAGAGUGCUGUUUGAAAGCCUGAGAUUUGUGACUAAAGAAAAAGAGUAUCAGAGAUUGCUCGAGCUGCUGGGAUUUAAGCCUGGCUCUACUCUUAACCACGCCGAGUUCUACAGCAGGAUUCGAUCUGACAGGAAGAUUGGAACUAAUCUCAUCACUAGUAUGACAGCUGACCAGUUACUUGGCCGAGCUUGUGAACAGGUUCAUGCUUAUCUGGUGGCCACUGCGCACACAAGGGGGUCCGAGCUGUGGAAGACUUUUAACCAGUAUGGUGAAGAUAGUGACAGCAAGAUCACCAAGGAUGAUCUGAGGCGUAUACUUUACAAGUACUACUUGCCCAUUACUCCAAGAGAAUUUGAGAAAAUAUGGGCAAGGUACGAUGAUGAUGGGAAAGGAUACGUCACUCCGACAGAGUUCCUGAACAAGCUGAAUAUCACACCGCAUGAGUCUACACAGUGUCCAGUGGGAAAGACCAUUUACAGAACAACCUCACAGAACCUUCUAACUGGGGCAGAACUCAACAAUCUAAAGGAGUGUUUAAUACUUAGCUUUGAGGAUGUGCGCCAAAGUCUAAUGGAACUGGAUAAAAGGGGAGAUGGUCAUGUGACUGCGAUGGACCUGUUGGUUCUGUUACAGACACAUGGGUUCCAGAUAGAUGACCAUCAAUUACUGGGUCUAAUCAACAAUCUAGGACUUGAUGUCUGUAAGCUGUCCUACCAUGAUUUCCUGGACCGUAUUACUGGGCCAAAAGUCAGUUGUAGGUCUGGAAUGGUGUCUCCAGUCAGUCCAUCUGUGAUAUCUUCUGUAUCAGGAUAUAGUGUAGAAAAUCUCAGCCCUGACAGAGCCUUACAGAGGGUCAGAGAACUAGUCACAAACUCUAUGGAUACUCUCUCCAAGGCAUUCACCACAUUUGAUAAGAGUAGAAAUGGCAAGAUUGCUCAGGCAGAGUUCCAGCGAGUGCUGGACCAUUUUUGCAUCAAGCUCUCUGAUGUGCAAUACAGACACCUGCUAGCUAAGCUGUCAGUCAAAGAAGAGGAAAGCAAGGUGGACUGGAAGCAGUUUCUGCACGUCUUCAAUCUUCAUAACCAAGAGACAUCUGAGCAAUGGCUGGAGAAAAUCAACAAGGUACGCUUACCUAACCAGAAACGUCUUCUGCCGAUCAGUGAUAUACUAGAACGGAUCCAGGAGGUCGUUUCAGCUCGCAUUUAUACCAUCACCAAAGAGAUGGUGGAUUUAGAUUACGCUGGUGUAAAUAUGAUCUCAAAAGUGAACUUCAGGAAUAUAUGUGACCACCACUUCAUGAGACUCACAGAUGAACAGUUUGAAGCUUUGUGGAAAAUGUUGCCAACCAAUACCUUUGGAAACCUGGAUUAUCGCGAGUUCCUGAAGAAGUUCAGUAGAGAACCAGUAGAUCAGGGAAAUACCAUCAGAGGAUCACCAUCUCCCAGUCAAUCAGAGUGUUCACCUGUUGCUGUCCCGCAGUGCCCAAAAACUAUACCGUGUAACCUCGGGAGAAGCAAGUCAUUAAGCCCUGACCAGCUCAGACCUUCCUCUUCAGUCGGUGGUCAGUCUCCAGUGACCACUUUAUUGAACUGUGAAGCUGUAGAGAGGAGACUGCGCUCCCAGUUCCGGUCCUGCUGGCGUGAGGUUCAGAGGAAGUGCAGGGAGGCUGACGCAGGGAGCAGUGGGGAGAUUGAUGUAGAAACUUUCUUAGGCAUACUGGAGGAUUUCCAUAUCAGCCUAACCCAUGCUCAGUUUGAGCAUCUGUCUGUGAAGUACAACAUCAGGAGCAAGGAACGUCUUUCCUACCCAGAAUUCCUGCAGCACUUUGUGCUCACGCUCAAACCUCGAGCCAACACUUUCGGCCGUAGAUGCAAGCUUCACAUACCUCCAACGACGAGUUCAGGGCCACUGAGCAAGCAGUGCAUCGAUACCUUGCUCAGGCUGUGUCCUUCUGUCCAGCUCUCCUGGAGGUCCUUGAAGCAGGCGUUUAUCUCCUGUGACAAGGAACGCACAGGAAAGAUUUCUCUUCAGGAUUUCCGAAAAGUUUUGAGGCAGUACAAGAUCAAUCUCUCAGAGGAAGACGUCUUUCAUCUUACAUCGUGCUUCGACAAGAACAUUUCAGGACAGAUUUCAUACAAUGAGUUUCUGAGCAUUUUACAAAAAUGAAUGUAUGAGAGUGUGCAGGGGUGGACAAAUCAGAAGACAGAAAGGCGUCUGGGUUUUUAGUUUUUAGUUUGUGCUUUUCUUGAUGCUGAUUGCCUUGAGGAACCUUGAUGUAACUUUCGUAUGCUCAGCUCCUUCUGGUCCCACCGCCUGCUGCGCUACACACAGCAGAAUUUACUAUUCUUAUUGUUUGACGUGAAUGAGGAAAUGGGAUGCAGGCUUAAGACGACUCAAACAGAUUCUUUAUUAUUAAAACAUUUUAUUCGCUUUUCAGUGAUUUUAUCUCACACACAGCUCUUUAUUAUUCCAACCCCCAUUCAAAAACACAAACAGACCUUUUGAAUUAUGACCAUUAUAGAAUCAGGAAUACAGAAGUAUGUGGAAACCCUUGUUAAAACAGUGUACAUGCUCAUUAGCUCAUAAACUCCAACUUGAAUUGAUUACAAAUCCUGUUACGUCUCGUUAAAGUUGGUGGACACAAGAAAACAAACAAUUAAUGCAACAGCACAACAUAAAAC